UGUUUUUUUUUUUUUUUUUUUGUUUUCUUUUAGGGUUAGCGUAGCUUUGCCUCAAAGUUUGAAGAUAAUUUUGGAUUUGGUUUCUUCUCUGCAACUGAUUUUCAAUCUUUUCGCUUAAUUAAUCAUCUGGGUUUCAAAUCCCAAUCAUUUUCCUCUCUGGUGACCAAGUAAUUGGGGAAUAAAAAAGGUCAGGGCUUUAUUAAGCUCGAAACAAUUGUUCUUCACUCUGGCCGCUUCUGCAAAGUCGUGUGCUUCUCGCACCUCGGCGCAGGUGUGGGGUGGCCUUGAAGUGCUGACUUCACUCUCUCUUCCAAGGAUUUCUCUAGCUUCCAUCAUUUGGAGGCUCCGUCGUGUUUCUGAGGGUCUUACCCUUGAUUACGGCUAACAUUUACUACGCCCACAAUACCACCACCUCUAAAGCUUUUAUAACAACUUUCUAUUCGUGCAAAAACAUAACUUGGAUCUUAGUUGUUUCUAGUUGUUGCUUGUAAAUUAAAGAACAGUUUUUGUGGUUUGGUUUUGCUUGUUUUGUUUCCUUUUGGUGAUGUAGUUCCAUGUUAUUAAGUUUGACACAAUGGUCAGGUUUUCAUGCUUCAACACUCACAUCCACCGCCAUAGACCUAAGAAAUCUGUUGAAGGAUUUUCAGAACGAGUGAUCAAAGAAGAUGGGUCUAGAUCAAAAGGAUUGAGCUCAAUUAUAUUUGGGAGAAAUAUUGCUUCUAUUAGUGAAAACAGCAAGCCAGCUGGCUCUGUCGCUAUUGAGCGGGUCUGGAAAUCUGAGGAAAUUAAGCCCAGUGGUAUUCUUGAGCAUGAUAUUGGGACGCAGCAGGUACGGCAUCUUAAGAAAAGUCAAUCUCAUGGAAAUGAACUAUACUUGGAUGGGCGGGAUGCCACAGAGAACGGAACAGACGAUGGAUCAGAUCGAAUUACUUCUCCAAAUUCUCUUGAACAACAGAGUGGUACUCAUGAGGCAGGCAGCAGCAAGCGUGUAGAUGGAAGUCCUAAUCUGUAUCAGCAAGCUCCUCGAGCUUCAGUUUCUGCUUAUCAGGGUUCAAAUCAGGCACUCUGUGGGUCUAUUUUCUCGGUUGGAGAUCUUCAUCAUACUGAUAAAGACAGCCGUCAACUCGAUGAUACAUCCUUAUAUGGUGAACAGAUGGACAACUCAAACAGCCAAACACCUCAUGAUUCACCUUUGAUGGUGAGGUCGAAUUCAAUGCCUAAUAUUGCUGACUCUUCAUCAGAGAAGUCUUCACCUUUCAAAUAUUCUUCUCACCACUCUAGAUCCUCUGAUGACCUUCGUACUCUCGACAUGCGCCAAACAGAUAAAUCUGUCCAUGAGACUGAUGAAGAGGUGAAGCAAGAGCAAGAUCAAGAUCGGGACUACGAUAUGCAUAAUUCUGGAGAUAACAACAAGGAAAAUCUCGUGGAGGAUGGAUAUGAUGAUGCAUAUGAUUAUUCUUCUUUGGCAAAAGAUUGGAUCGUACCACCAACAGAUGAGCUUAAAUUUACAAAGUUCCUUGAAGGAGAAACAUCAAACCAGCAAGCAGAAUUUUCGGGAAAGGAUUCUAAAUUCAAGCGUAUCGAGGAUUGGGUCAAUGACCUUCGGCAUGUAAACUUGUCUGAGGAAGCUGAUGAAAUAACAGGGUACGACGAUGAUUUGCCAAGAGAACCCGUCGUGUUGAAUGAGCCAGUAACAGCUUCUGCUAAAGUGGAUGCCAUCAAGUUAACUCCUGGAUUGGAAGCUGCGAAAAAGUAUAUAUCCUCUCUAAGUGCUUCUGCAACCACAGCCCAGCUGGUUAGUCAUGGUCUGGUUGUGAUACCAUUCCUCAGUGCAUUUGUUGGUCUGAGAGUUCUCAAUCUCUCAGGAAAUGCUAUAGUUAGAAUAACCGCUGGUGCUCUUCCUCGAGGACUACAUGCAUUGAAUUUGUCGAAGAACAGUAUCUCGGUGAUUGAGGGUUUACGUGAACUCACUCGGCUUCGAGUAUUAGAUUUGAGUUACAACCGAAUACUGAGACUUGGUCAUGGUCUGGCUUCUUGCUCCUCUCUGAAAGAACUAUACCUAGCUGGGAACAAAAUCAGCGAAAUCGAGGGUCUUCAUCGUCUCUUGAAAUUGACGGUCUUGGAUUUACGCUUCAAUAAGUUUUCAACCACCAAAUGUCUUGGCCAGCUGGCUGCAAAUUACAGUUCUCUUCAGGCUAUAAGCUUGGAAGGUAACCCUGCACAGAAGAAUGUUGGUGAUGAACAACUGAGAAAGUACCUUUUGGGACUUCUGCCAAAUUUGGUAUACUAUAAUAGACAAGGCACUAAAGAUGCUCGGCUUGGAGCAAGCACACAUCAGCUGGACCGAGGUCUUAGAUCAGAGCUCAAAAACAGUAGCCGGAAGAGUAGCCAUGGUGCAUCCAGUUCUCACAAACCCGGAUCCUCCACAGCUCGUAAAGCAGCAGCUUUGCAGAAACGGUCUAAGGAGAGAAGCAGCCGUCUUCCACCUGUGGGACACAAAAUAUCUCCAGCUGCUUACGAGAAUUAUCACGUUGCUACUGCUGAUAGAUUGACUAGUCUGAGAUCUGAGCUCUCUAUGCGAAGAAGUCGAAGUGAAGGAACACUCGGACCUAUCUGAUCUCUCUCUCCCUUUCAUUGGCUGUGAUUUCCUUUGCGAGGUAACGAUGAAGAUGUGAUAGAUAUAUAUACUUUCUUCCCUUUAUUCAUCUUCUUCAUCUUUGUGUUUUUGUUGUUGUGCAUUACCAUUUACAUCAGAAGCUUCGAUUCUUUUAGCUUCUCAAUAAUGUCUGAAAUUGGAAACCAUGAUAUACAUUCUUUUCAGCACAGUCUGAGAUAUAUUGCCAACAGACUUUGAAUCU
This is a messenger RNA of Arabidopsis lyrata subsp. lyrata, 2858 nucleotides long. Its product is annotated as probable serine/threonine-protein kinase DDB_G0278509. The transcript is spliced from 5 exons. Bases 575 to 2617 code for a protein of 680 amino acids. Gene Ontology annotation, cellular component: cytoplasm. NCBI's taxonomy places the organism in Eukaryota, Viridiplantae, Streptophyta, Magnoliopsida, Brassicales, Brassicaceae. The record is from RefSeq and is a predicted model, not a curated record. Gene Ontology annotation, molecular function: protein kinase binding.